This is a messenger RNA of Cornus florida, 1983 nucleotides long. RefSeq lists its product as uncharacterized. The annotation marks the transcript as partial. The record is from RefSeq and is a predicted model, not a curated record. Gene Ontology annotation, molecular function: DNA binding; protein dimerization activity. The transcript has 4 exons. NCBI's taxonomy places the organism in Eukaryota, Viridiplantae, Streptophyta, Magnoliopsida, Cornales, Cornaceae.
AUGUCAUCAGCUGGAAGUUUUGGUAAAACUACAAGAAAAAAUGCUCUGGGACAAAGAUUAGAUCCGGGAUGGGAACAUGGGGUUGAGGAUGGGACUUUAAAAAAAGUGAAGUGUCGGUAUUGCAACACUUCCCAUUCUGGGGGUAUUUAUCGGCAUAAACAUCACUUGGCUGGCACUCAUUUAAAUGUUGAGCUGUGUCCACAAGUGCCCGAAGAAGUGAGAACACAAUUUCAAAAAAUUCUUCAAGCUCAUUCAGAGGAAAGUCAAAAGAAGAAGAAACAAAACUUAUAUGAUGUUGAUAUCGAUGAUGAUGAUAGUGAAUGUAUAGCCUUAGAACAAUCAAAGAAGCGGAAGCAAGGUGGUGCAAUGGAUGGAUUUGUAACAAAGAAUUCGUCACAGCAAACAACAUUGAAUGAGAAAUUUAAAAAGGAAGAGAGAGAUGCAGUAUGUCAAAUCAUAGCCCGAUUUUUUUAUACCAGUGCUAUACCAUUCAAUUGUGUGAACAAUCCCAUAUUUCCUCUUAUGAUUAAAAGGAUUGGAGAGUAUGGGAGGGGGCUUAAUCCUCCUUCUUAUCAUGAAAUUAGAGAGACAUUCUUGAAGAAGGAAGUAAGUGAAGCAUUGAAUAUACUCGAGAAUUUUAGAGGAGAAUGGGUGAAGACUGGAUGUACUAUUAUGUCAGAUGGGUGGUCUGACAGGAGGAGACGUUCAAUAUGUAAUUUUCUUGUCAAUAGCCCAUCGGGAACUAUCUUUUUGUCAUCCCGAGAUACUUCUGAUAUUUCAAAAAUUGGCCAAAUGGUUUUUGAAAUGUUAGAUGAGAUUGUGGAAAAAGUUGGAGAAGAAAAUGUUGUACAAGUUGUGACUGAUAAUGCUUCUAACUACAAAUUGGCUGGAGAGAUGUUGAUGGAAAAGAGGAAAAAAUUAUUUUGGACACCUUGUGCCGCUCAUUGCAUUGAUUUGAUGUUGGAGGAUUUUGAGAAAAAAAUUGAGAUGCAUAGUGAGACAAUUGAAGAUGGAAGGAUGAUUGUUUCAUACAUUUAUUCAAGGUGUAUGCUUAACCAUUGGAUGAAGGAAUUCACAAAUGGCAAGGAGCUUAUUAGACCUGCAGUGACGCGAUUUGCCACUUCUUACUUAACUUUGCAGCGUCUUAAUGAACUAAAAGGAGAAUUGAUGAAUCUUUUUACAACCUCUAAGUGGAAGUCUAGUAAGUUUGCAAGGACACGUAAAGGGAAAAGAGUUGAAGGCGUGGCUUUAGACAAUCGUAACUUCUGGACAAAUGUUGCCAAUUGUCUAAGAGCUGCAAUACCUCUUGUUAAAGUACUCCGAUUGGUGGAUUCUGAUAAGAGACCGGCUAUGGGAUUCAUUUAUGGAGCAAUGGAUCGUGCCAAGGAGGAAAUUAAGAAAAACUUCAAUGGCAUCAAAAAGUGGUAUGAACCUAUUUGUACGAUCAUUGAUGCAAGAUGGGCAUCUCAACUUCAUCAACCCUUGCAUGCGGCAGCAUAUUUUCUGAAUCCCCAAUUCCAAUAUAGUCCAAGUUUCCAUUUAGAUGCAGAUGUGAAAAUAGGAGUUUAUAAAUGUCUCCAAAGAAUGGUUCCUGAUUCUAAUGAGAGAGUAAAAAUUGAUUGCCAAAUGGACACAUUCAAAGCUGCAAGAGGGCUCUUUGGCCUAGAUAAUGCAAUAUUGACAAGGAACAAGAAGUCUCCAGCUGAAUGGUGGGAUUCAUAUGGUGAUGAGUACCCCGAGUUGAAGCGGUUUGCAAUUAGAAUAUUGAGUUUAACAUGUAGCUCUUCGGGAUGUGAAAGGAAUUGGAGUGCCUUUGAGAUGGUGCAUUCAAAAAGGAGAAACCGGUUGCAACAAAAGAAAAUGAAUGAUUUGGUAUUUGUUAUGUAUAACAUAAAAUUGAAGGAGAGGAACUUGAAAAGACAAGCUGUCAUAGAACCAAUUAUUUUUGAAAAUGUCUCUUCCGAUGAUGAAUGGAUUACUGAA